This is a messenger RNA of Coccinella septempunctata (seven-spotted ladybird), 1811 nucleotides long. RefSeq names its product putative fatty acyl-CoA reductase CG5065. Lineage: Eukaryota; Metazoa; Arthropoda; Insecta; Coleoptera; Coccinellidae. Gene Ontology annotation, cellular component: peroxisome. The record is from RefSeq and is a predicted model, not a curated record. Gene Ontology annotation, biological process: long-chain fatty-acyl-CoA metabolic process. The coding region runs from base 149 to 1654 and encodes 501 amino acids. The transcript is spliced from 9 exons. Gene Ontology annotation, molecular function: alcohol-forming very long-chain fatty acyl-CoA reductase (NADP+) activity.
UUGACCAAGCGUUGAACAAGUCUAGUCGUCACUUGGUAUUCGAAGUAGAAAGUGGUACCAGAUCGAGGUUCUGUGCGGUUGACUCCAGAGUCGAUAAGUGUUUUGUUUUUCGGUGGAUUUCGGGAAAAUUUGAAAGGACAACAGCGAGAUGACAAAGCCUGCCGAUAUAGAAAAAAUGCCGGACCGCAUAGCGGAGAUGUUUACCGGGAAGACAGUCUUCAUAACAGGAGGAUCUGGUUUUCUUGGGAAAGUCCUGAUAGAGAAGUUGCUGAGAUGUUGCGGCGGGGUCAAGAAGAUCUACAUCCUCAUCAGGAACAAGAAGGGCAAGACGCCGAAUGAGAGGAUUCAAGACAUCUUCAACAAUGCUUUGUUCGAUACCUUGAGGGCCAAGAAUCCAGAUGCGUUCCAGAAAUGCCAAGCGAUAGCUGGCGACGUGACAGAAGUCGACCUUGGCAUCUCCUCCGAGGACAGGAAGACUCUGCAAGAAGAAGUCGAGUUCUUCUAUCACUCAGCUGCGACCACCAGGUUCGACGAUACCAUGAAGUACGCCGUUACCAUGAACACCAGGGGUACCAAAUUCGCCCUGGAUCUGGCCCAUCAGUGCAAGAAGUUGAAGUGCUUCAUCCACGUAUCCACCGCCUAUGUUAACCCUCUCCAAGACGUCCUCGAUGAGAAAUACUACCCCCCGCCAGCAAACCCCUACGAGGUCCUCAACAGCAUCAACUGGAUCAAAGAAGACGCAAUGGGAAACUUCACCAAACAACUUCUUGGGGACAUCCCCAACACUUACACCUUCACCAAGGCCCUUGCCGAGGCUCUAGUCUACGACCAGAUGGAGAAACUACCCGCUAUAGUGGUCAGACCAUCAGUUGUUAUCCCAAUUUACAAGGAUCCCUUGCCCGGGUGGUGCAACAAUUUGCAAGGCCCAAUGGGUCUGUUCGUGGGAGCUGGUAAGGGCAUCAUCAGGAGCAUGUACAUGGACAGCAAAUCUUACGCUGAUAUGGUCCCGGCUGACAUUUGCGUCAACGGUAUGCUUUGCGCCACUUGGUACCACGUCAACGUUGAGAAGAAACAACGCUUCUUCAACCUGACCAGUACCUCGGACUAUCAGUUCUCCUGGGAGGAGAUCAUAGAGAUGGGUAAAAAGAUCGUGUAUACCAGGAUGCCCUUCAACCAAUGCGUCUGGUACCCCGGAGGCUCCAUGAAGAAGUCUAGGAUACACCACGCCAUCUGUUUCUACCUGUUCCAGAUCAUCCCAGCACUAUUCAUUGAUCUUCUCCUGCUCAUUUUAGGUUAUAAACCAGUAUUGUAUGGGAUCCAGAGGAGGAUAGAGAAAGGACAGGAGAUGUUCGAAUAUUACACUUCAAGGGCGUGGAACUUCACGAAUGACAAGAUGAAGAUAGCCAGGGAUUUGAUGAAUAAAAGGGAGAGGUCAACUUAUAUCCUGGACGGGGAGGGGUUGGAUCUCAUGGAUUAUUUUGAGCAGUGUAUACACACCGUGAGGUUGACGAUCUUGAAGGAAACCGAUGAUAUGUUACCAGCAGCCAGGAGGAACAUGAAGAUACUUUGGGCAUUGGAUAAGAUCUGUAAAGGUCUGUUCUUCUACUUCCUCUUCUUGUACACAUAUAGAGGACUGUCAGCGUUAAUUCACUGAUUUUCAGAAGAUGAUGUGUUUUUUUUAUUUUAUGUUCAAAUGUUGAGUUAUUUUUUAUCAUUUGCUCAAGCCUGUUAUACAUUUACGUUUAAGUAUUGUGUAUUUUUAAGAGAGGAGAGUGUACCUUAUAUUUUAUAUUAAAAAAGACUUAAACAAG